CCCGGAUGUUGUCUCGCACCGGAAGAGAAGGGGCAGCUUUCCCAGCCAUCUUGUGUCAGCAUCCAGCGACUCGCUCGCAUCAAGCCUCUUCAAAUCGGCGGUAAAUCCAGCUGAAGGGGCGCCAUCAUGCCCGGGCACCUGCAGGAAGGCUUCGGCUGCGUCGUAACCAACCGCUUCGAUCAGCUACCGGACGACGAGUCGGACCCGUCGGAGAUCUUGAAAGCUGCCGAGAACAAGAAGAAGGAGGCGGCCGCCGCUGCCUCCGCUAAGAGCGCCGCUCAAGCCUCCAAGCCGCCCAAGAAGGAGUCACAGAAGGAUAGGAAGAACCUGCUCGCGGAUAAGAAGGACGAGCCCCAACCGCCGGUGCCGCUGAAAAAAGAAGGCAUGAGGCGAGUGGCUCGACGGCCAGAACAGCAGCAGGGUCACCAGGGCUCGCAGCAGCAGGGGGGCCAAGGUGAAGGGCGACCCGGAGACAAACGGCCAGACCGCAGACCCCCUCGAGAGCGACGCUUUGAGAAACCGGCCGAGGGAGACGGCGCCGACUUCCCUGCGGAGAAGCCCUCCGGAGACCGACCACCAAGAGGGCGAGGCGGCGGCCGAGGUGGCCGCGGAGGCCGAGGGCGGGGCAUGGGCAGAGGGGACGCUUUCGACUCUCGCGGGAAACGAGACUUUGACAGACACAGCGGCGCUGACAAAUUGAAUCAGAAAAGCGAGAAGCGCAGUGGCAGCGGCUCACACAACUGGGGGAAUGUGAAGGAGCAAGUCAGCGAGGCCGAACCGAGCCCCGCCCCCGCUGCCGAGACCACCACGGAGGGUGAGGAGCAGGCGCCCGCCGGCUCGGAGAAUAAGGAGAACGAGGCGGAAGACGUGAAACCCGAAGGCCCCCGAGAGAUGACGCUGGACGAGUGGAAGGCCAUGCAGGACAAGGAGCGCACCAAGGUGGAGUUCAACAUCCGCAAGGCCAACGAGGGUACCGACAGCCAGUGGAAGAAAGGAUACGUGCUGCACAAGUCCAAAAGCGAAGAUAGGCCUGUCGGAACUUUGAUUGACGCCCCGGAAACAGAAGUCGACGCACAAAGCCUGUACCAAAAGGGCACUGCGGACGAAUCCACCGAGCACCACUUCCGCAAGCCGGCCAACGACAUCACCUCUCAGCUGGAGAUCAACUUUGGAGACCUGGGCCGCCCCGGCCGCGGGCGCGGGGGCCCUCGCGGUGGCAGGGGGGCCCGCGGCGGGGGAGGCGGCAGGCCAGUGCGCAGCGGCCCAGCCCGCUCUGAAAAGGCAAGUGGUGUGUCGGUCCCCAACGUGGAUGACCCCGAGGCCUUCCCCGCCCUGGCCUGAAGGCUCCUUUGUUUCCCCCGGCCGACUCCUCCAUCAGCCCCCUAUUCUGCCCUGACCCCCCACCCACACACACACACAUUUACAAGGCUUGCAUGCUUACACCAUUCUCAAAUAUUUAAGUAACCCAAAUGACAAAAAAAAAGACAGUCAUCCCCGACUCGAUUUUACCAGCGAACACGACAAAAACGUUGGAAAAAGGACCUCUUGCUACACGGACAUUUUGUAUUUCGAAACAUGAAGGCAGGGAUGUUUUUAUUGGUUUUCACUCGGCCAUUAUGCCUCAUCCAUCGAGUUUGGUUUGUGCCGCUUGAAAAGAUGAAUAUCUGCAAUUUGGGGCUUUCAGCAGUGAGGGUGCCUCGUUCAGCUCAGUAUUAUGGAGGCCUACAGUCGAAGACUUUGGAGAACUUCUCCCCCCCCGCCCCCGUCUCCCUCCCUCCCCCCCACUGUAACGAUACACACUGACGUGGUAGCACUACACUACAUAUGAAACGUGUACUAGAUAGCUGAAGUGUGACUUUUUCAAAAUUGUUAUCAUCCUGACGAUCUCUUUUUGAGAGGCACAAAGUGAGGCAACGGUGACAACCUACUCAAAAAAAAAAAACCUGCUUGGAAUUUCUUCGCUUGUUGUGCAGUGAAAGUUAAUGCCUCUUUUUCGUGGGGGGCAUAGUUUUUUUUGGGGGGGGGGGGGGUGGACCAGUGCUUAGUAAUGCUUUGUAUCCCCCCCCCCCCCCCGAUCCAGAUGUGCCGCCUGUUUGCAACAAGUGUGUAUCUUUAGGCUGGUCCUCUUAGCUCAUACAGACUGUACGACUUGUAAAUUCAGGACCACUACACAAAUGCUUUUAUUUUUUAUUUCUUCUGUUCAAAAGUGUGAGCGUGCGAUUGAAUGUGCAACUGUGACUGCUGGUUUCUUAAAAAGUAUCGGUCCCUUUCAUCCGGUGCCCGGCCGGGCGAGGCGACCGCACAGGUCCAACGCAUCUCAAAAAAAAAGCUCUCGGUCUUCGUUUCUGAAGAGUCCACUCGUUUCUGCAGACCACAUUUUGCUGCGUGUUUUAUUCUUGUUAUUUUAUGAGUGCAGUGGCACAAUGUCUGCUGUUGCGGAACAAUUAGGAUCUACAGAACAUUAACUCCUGUGAAAGAAGAAGCUCUGAGGGGCUAAAGCGUAGCAAGAAUGUUGAUUGGACAGUGCCGAAGGUUUUGUCGCUGCCCCCCCCCCCCCCUUUAUACGACUGUUUGAGCCACAUGACUAUAAAACUUUGUGUAAACAUCCCUGUUCUAAUAAAUUGCUUUAGAAGUGUAAAAUAUAGUCUCCAAAUGGAAUGCCAAGUCUUCAUUUUAAGAACAAAGUGGCAGUGGGGGAUGUCGGGUAAAAGUUGCAAGGCAGAAAUUCAUCAUGGCACUGCUUCUACAUUUUGUAACUUGCCUCCUUUAUUGUUAGCUAAAAUGAAGACCGCAUGACAUCUUGAAAUGUGGUCAUGUAAAUGAUAAAAAAAAAAAAAAAACACUGGUGCAGGUUUUAAUGCUUGCAGUCAUUUAGCAGCUUUUGUGUUUGCAGCUAUUGUGUACAAUAUUUGUUGGUGCCAUUUCAUGUUUUCAUUCCAGUCCUGGCUGCUCUUUGGGAAAUGUGUAUCUGGCCUAGUAAGGUUAAUCUGUUUAGAAGAAGACAAAGUUAUGCUAUAGAAUUGGCCAUUAGUGUAAAAUGUUUUUGGAAAUAAAGGGUGAAGUCAAGCCUUUACAA
Syngnathus typhle (broad-nosed pipefish) is the source of this 3076-nucleotide messenger RNA. RefSeq names its product SERPINE1 mRNA-binding protein 1-like. Gene Ontology annotation, molecular function: mRNA 3'-UTR binding. The coding region runs from base 127 to 1341 and encodes 404 amino acids. Gene Ontology annotation, cellular component: nucleus; cytoplasm. The record is from RefSeq and is a predicted model, not a curated record. Lineage: Eukaryota; Metazoa; Chordata; Actinopteri; Syngnathiformes; Syngnathidae. The transcript has 9 exons.